Molecule: messenger RNA, 2190 nt
Organism: Auanema sp. JU1783
Lineage: Eukaryota; Metazoa; Nematoda; Chromadorea; Rhabditida; Rhabditidae
Source: the annotation of a GenBank genome assembly
AUGCGAUUAUAUAUACUAUUAUUCUCAUUCAUUUCUUCCUCUUUAUGUCAAUUCUCAUUGCCUCCAAGAGUACAAGUUACUCCCCGUUGUGGAUCUCAACUCAUAACUAUUGAGGUCAAGUUUAAUCCUAACUAUUAUCCGGAUGGCAAGUUCACAGACUGGAUUGUCGUUGGAGUCUCAGGCAGACCAGAAUGCAGGCUACGAGGUAAUGGCGAAACACAGUAUGUCAUUGAUAUUGCAGUUUUCAAUGAUCCUUGCCUCACACAAAUGCCAGCUCCCGGUGUAUUCCAAAAUCGUAUAAGAAUAGGUGCAAAUCCAGCUGUGAUCCUACACGGCGAUCAGACUUUGACAGUCAAGUGUGUAUACGGAUUACCGGAAGUUGACACGUUACCCUUACCGGUCAUCAAUCCCAAUUUUAAUAUUGAGAGUGGAAGUAGCUCAUCUCAAUCAAAAAAUGGCUUAGUCUCAACUGAUCGAUUACCUGAAGGGGCCAUUAAGCCAAUUGUGAACCAAAACCAAAAUUGGAACUCUGUUGCUACCAUACCAGAAAAGCCGAUUUCCUCCAAUGCGAAUUUCCCUAUUCAAAAUGUAAAUAAUAAAAAUGAGGAAACAUCUCUACUCGUCACAGAUGAACAGGCAAAUCGAGAAUCCCAAAGCUCAUCUGGCUUAGGAAAUACAAUGAUUAUUGAGAAGAAUCAGAAUGGAGAAGGCAUGUCUUCCCAAAAAGAGGACGAAAGUCAAAAAAAUAACAUUCAAGAUAUAUUCGCUGGAUUAAACAUUGGUCCUAAUAAACCGAUUCAAUCCAAAGAAAUAUCUACUGAUGCCAGAAACAUCAAUGACAUUAGUGGAAGCACAAGUAGAAACUUUCUGCCAUCAGAAUCAGACAGAACUGUGACUCUAAGUUCAAAUCUUGAUGAAGUGGGAACAUCAGAAACUUCAACUUUAAACUCAUUUAAUGUUCAAAAUACUGCACUGCAAGGUCAGCAAGACAAACGACGAUCAAGCUUAUCGCUUUGGCUCAUUAUUGGCCUUAUAGGAGCCGUCUUUAUCAUACUCUUUUUGUUAUGUUGUUUAUACUUUUGUUUACGACGCUAUACUGUUCAAGAAGAAAAUCGGAAAAGACUUUUACUUGGAAUCCCACCAUCAGCUGAAAUGAACAAAAUAGGUAUAGGACAGUUCUGGUGGAACAGAGGAAACAACAAUACUCAGGGAGAAUACGCCGUGGCUGAUUCUCACAGAAAUCAAUCUUCUCCACUAUCUCCAUCUGGCUCACAAAUGACAUCGUCGACAGCACAAGCUACACGAAGUGCUUCUUCAGCUACCAAAGGAAAGAAGAACGGCAACAUUGACAAGGAUAGUUCUCAUUAUGCUACUAGUGGAUUGUACGGUAGACGUCGUUUUGAAACUGACACUCCCAGUCGCCAACCGUCAUCAAACCGAGCAGAUUAUUUGAGUACCCUUGAUAGAGGAUCCGCUCGAAACGCACUUAAUCUUAGAUCAAACUUAGAUGAAUAUAUUGCUGAGCUACCACCUCAAGAACGGGCUAAGUACUCGGGAUAUUUAGAGUAUCCAAGGUUCAGCGAAAGAGGCGUCGACAUCGGAUCAACUCCUAAAGAGGAUCCCCCAACAUCUUAUUCUGAGUGGAGACGUUGUUUAAUUGCUGGCGCUGGAAUUGACAGAGGAUCCAGCUUAAAAGUGACAUCACGAGAGCUUGAAGCUGGAGUUCCACCCAUUGAUGAUGGUUCAGGAGUGUCUUCAUAUAGGUCCAUAACUGAAAUUUAUCAAGCAGCUGAGACAGCUCAACAUGGGAUGAAAGAAAUAUCUGAAGAUGGCCAAUUAGUUGUUGAAAAUAGAGUUUCAACAGUAUCGGAUCAGUUAGCUCGGUGUGUGCUUCCAAUCAGAGGGUUCGGAGCUCGUCGCCUGACAGAACAGGAGAUGGGAAGAUGGCGAAGUUUAGUUAAUCGUGAUAGCACAUUCAAAGACUUGGUGACAUCAGCCUCAUCGGUUCACGAAAUCGAGCAGGUUGUAAGUCGCCCAGAGUAUAGACACAUUUUUACAACUGAAAAAUGGAAACAAAUAGCCCAGUGUAUUUUUGAUGCCGGCUUGUGUCAUCCAACCUCCAAACUACAAUCAUCUACAUCACAAAAUCAGUUGAAUGUUUAUGUUGGCAAUGUUGGGACAGACUGGUAG